GCUCUGCCUCACUCUCCGCGGCGCCGGGUCCACAGCAGCACGAGAGGCAGUCGGACGGCAGGAUGAGUGCAGGGUCGGACCCCGUGGUCAUCGUCUCGGCGGCGCGGACCGUCAUUGGCUCCUUCAAUGGCGCCUUGUCCACCGUGCCCGUCCAUGAUCUGGGCUCGACUGUCAUCAGAGAAGUCCUGAAGAGGGCCGCCGUGGCCCCCGAAGACGUGUCAGAGGUCAUAUUUGGACACGUUUUGGCAGCAGGUUGCGGGCAGAAUCCUGUUCGACAAGCCAGUAUGGGCGCGGGAAUCCCCUACUCUGUUCCAGCUUGGAGCUGCCAGAUGAUCUGUGGGUCAGGCCUAAAAGCUGUGUGCCUUGCAGCCCAGUCCAUAGGGAUAGGAGACUCCAGCAUUGUGGUUGCUGGUGGCAUGGAAAGUAUGAGCAAGGCUCCUCACUUGGUUCACCUGAGGACAGGAGUCAGGCUUGGGGAAACGCCACUGACUGACAGUAUACUCUGUGACGGGCUUACAGAUGCGUUUCACAACUAUCAUAUGGGCAUUACAGCUGAAAAUGUAGCCAAAAAAUGGCAAGUGAGUAGAGAAGAUCAGGACAAGUUGGCAGUUCUGUCCCAGAACAGGACAGAGAGUGCACAGAAAGCUGGCCAUUUUGACAAAGAGAUUGUGCCAGUUUUUGUAUCUUCUAGAAAAGGUCUUAUUGAAGUUAAAACAGACGAGUUUCCUCGCCAUGGGAGCAACAUAGAAGCUGUGUCUAAGCUGAAGCCUCACUUUCUUACCGACGCAACAGGAACAGUCACCCCAGCUAAUGCUUCAGGAAUAAAUGAUGGUGCUGCAGCUGUGGUUCUUAUGAAGAAGUCGGAAGCUGAUAAUCGUGGGCUUACACCUUUAGCAUGGAUAGUUUCCUGGGCACAAGCAGGUGUAGAGCCUUCCAUUAUGGGAGUAGGACCAAUUCCAGCAAUAAAGCAAGCUGUUGCAAAAGCAGGCUGGUCACUGGAGGAUGUUGAUGUAUUUGAAAUCAACGAAGCUUUUGCAGCCGUCUCUAUUGCAAUAACUAAAGAACUUGGAUUAAACCCAGAGAAGGUCAACGUUGAAGGAGGGGCCAUAGCCUUGGGCCAUCCUCUUGGAGCAUCUGGCUGUCGGAUUCUUGUUACUCUGCUACACACAAUGGAGCGCAAGGGCGGACAUCGUGGUGUUGCUGCUCUAUGCAUUGGGGGUGGGAUGGGAAUAGCAAUGUGUGUUCAGAGAGGAUGAAACUGUUUAAUAAUCUUGCUUAAACUAACCUUGAAGUAAUUUUUUAAACUAAUAAGGUACUCAAGUUUUAAUAUGUGAAAUCAGAGGACCAAAGUGAGGAGAGAAACCAUCACCCACUGCAUAAGAACCCAGGCUUGACAGCUCGUUGUACUUUAAUGUGUAAUACUCGAGGUACAAGACAACUGCCUCUAACAUUGUUAUAAAUAAAAGAGAAAUCAGAUCAGU
Molecule: messenger RNA, 1481 nt
Organism: Diceros bicornis minor
Lineage: Eukaryota; Metazoa; Chordata; Mammalia; Perissodactyla; Rhinocerotidae
Gene: ACAT2
Product: acetyl-CoA acetyltransferase 2
Exons: 9
Coding region: 63-1256 (397 amino acids)
Biological process (GO): fatty acid beta-oxidation
Molecular function (GO): acetyl-CoA C-acetyltransferase activity
Source: RefSeq, a predicted model, not a curated record